AUGUGUCCAAUAAUAAAAGCAGCGUUUUCAAUUGGUCAGUGCUUCUCUGUGAAGGCGAUGAUUCACUAAUGGAGGGGUUGGCUUUUCCACCAGCUGCAACGCCACUCUCGAGCCUGCCCCAUUCUCACUUGAUGACCUAAUUGGCGAGCAGGUCAACUAUGGAACAGGUUUCACCCAUGAGCUCCACUUUCUUUGAAAUUUAACAUUUAAAACGAGGUAAAUGUGAGGUGGCACCGCUCUUUUUUCUUCCUCUUUCCCCCCUCACACCAGGCACUGCACUUCUUUUCACCGAGUCACCUUCGCGUCUUCAGCUCACCUGCCACUUUUGACACGACCUCGGUGUUCCCGCACAAGUUCUGCUGAGUCCCGCACGCUUCGCCAACAGGAUCCAGUCGCACUUUAAGGACGCGGAAAAAACACGAAACUUCUGCCGGUGUUUCUUUUGGGUGUCUCAAGUUUACGCACAAGAUGAGUGUCAAGUCCGACUCCGAGCCAAACAACAACGUCUCUCUUGAAGAGGAGGUUCGAACUCUAUUUGUCAGUGGUCUGCCAACAGAUAUCAAACCUCGUGAGCUCUAUCUGCUAUUUCGACCAUUUAAGGGUUAUGAGGGUUCACUUAUCAAGCUAACUUCAAAGCAGCCUGUUGGGUUUGUAACCUUUGACAGUCGUUCUGGCGCUGAAGCGGCAAAAAAUGCAUUAAACGGGGUUCGAUUUGACCCUGAAAACCCGCAGACCCUCCGGUUAGAGUUUGCUAAGGCCAACACGAAGAUGGCAAAGAGUAAGCUGAUGGGCACUCCGAAUCCCACAAAUAUCCACCCAGCUCUAGGAGCGCACUUCAUAGCACGGGACCCAUAUGACUUGACAGGGGCGGCGUUGAUCCCAGCGUCUCCAGAGGCCUGGUCUCCUUAUCCGCUUUACACCCCAGAGCUCAGCCCUGGCCUGCCCCACACUGCAUUCACCUACCCUGCAGCCGCCGCCGCUGCAGCAGCUGCACUUCAUGCUCAGAUGCGUUGGUAUCCCUCCACAUCGGACUCGUCCCAGCCUGGAUGGAAAUCCCGACAGUUCUGUUAAAAGAAAAAAAAAAAAAAGGUUUCUCUCUUCAAAAAGUUGAUAUUCAGUUCCAGAAUCAAAUCAGUCCGUUGCAUCCAAAAUGAACUGACGUCUUUGGAAUUGGGCCAUGAAGAGAUGAAGUUCAAGCUCGUUGGGCUUGCAUUGGAGUCAUAUUGCCAACAGCACACAAGUCUUGUUUAGUAGAUGGUACAAUAGACCAUAACCAUUCUUAAUGGAUACAUUCAUUUUCUUCCCCCACUAUUUUCUAUUGACGGUUGAGAAGGUCGUUUCAUUUUUAGUCUUCCAUCAAUUUUCUUUUUUUCCUCUGGAUCUUGGUUGUAUGAGGAAAAACAACUGAGUCCGACAUUGAGCAUGUUUGUUAGUUUUGGCAUGAAGUGUAGCCCAGUGCAUCAUUCAAGUACGCUGCUUCCAUGACCAGUGUAACCUUGUUCAUUUUGUCUUGUUUGUGUUUGUUAGCUUGGUCAUUGAAGUUAUGUAUAAAACCGUGGCCAGCUUUUUUUGAUGGGUGAUGUCCAGAAGACUGAUGGUUUCCACUGAAAUGCAUCACAGGGUCUGAUGACUUUACAAAAUAUGAGACAAUCUCAAUCUAGAGUGUGUGUGUAUAUGGGGAGAGAAGAGUAUGUGCAAUGAAAAUAAGUAAUCUGUAUAAGUUAUUGGUAACUUUUUUUUUUUUUUUCUCUCUGUAUGUGUUUGUUUUUGUAUCGGUGACCUUUAUAGUAGCUUCAGAGGUUAAGUUGUAAUUUUCUUUUGGUUUGACUGUCAUUGUGGCACAAAACUAACAGUAUAGGGACAGCAUAUAUUGCUGCUAACAUGAAAUUGCUGUUACAAGUUAAUACUCUGAAUAUAAAAUAUGCUACAGUGGUGCAUGAUUUUAGUGUGGGUAGUAGAAAAGGUUAAUUCAGACAUUAGAAAUAUAUUUGUAAAAAAAAAAAGUGUUUGGUGUAUAAAGAAACUACUGUAUGAUAGUAUUAAAAUUGGAAUGCAUUAA
Messenger RNA from Danio rerio (zebrafish), 2059 nucleotides. Lineage: Eukaryota; Metazoa; Chordata; Actinopteri; Cypriniformes; Danionidae. The record is from RefSeq and is a predicted model, not a curated record.